GUUUAAAAAAUAAGAGGACGAUAUAAAUUGAUGUGAUACAUUUAUCAUUAAGAUUUCCCAACAAAUUAUGACCUGCCAUUAAUUGUACUAAUGUCCAGUUCAAUAUUGAUUACGUGUACAAAUGCUAUCCAAACUUGUUAGUACCCACCAUUGUCUACAAUGAACGACGAACAGAAGACAUUGAAAUAUUUGGAGGAAGUAGAGGCUAAAGCUGAAGAAAUUUUGAGGGAUAGGCAAGAAGUUAUCAUGCUGGACAAACGAAGAAAUGACGAUAGAAUGGGAGAGCGUGCAUUGCAGAAACAGAAGUCUGACAAAACUUGGAUGGCUGUUGGACCAUUGUUGAUUAAAAUGAAGACAAAGUCAGCCCAAGAGUUGCUAGUGAAAGAUCAAAGAGAGUGCGAUAUUGAAAUCAACAAAAUCAGGAGCGAGUUAAAAGCUAAAGUAAACGAGCUCCGUGACUUAGAACAUAUUCAGCCUGUGCCAGGACUUAUGUUAAAUCCAAUGUCCCGUGUGGAAAUGUCUGCCAUCAACCAAGUUCUUGGCAAGAGUCUUUAAUUUGUAUAGCUAAGCAAAGGAACUCCGGUUAAAAUCCUUGAUAAUCUUUGAUAACGAUACCUGAUUAUCUGUAAAUAGUUGAAUAAGAGUCUGAAUAAUUAGUGCAAUUUUCAAAGAAAAUUUAGCCUGAACAACUGGAUAUUGAUGAUACAUAUUUGGCAUCUGGUUUAUUGGAACCAAAAAGUUCCUUCAUAGUCCAGUAUUCUCAAUCGUCAGAUAAUUAUUUUGUAAAAUUCGUAAGUUUCAAAUAAAAUGUGAUGAUACGUAAUCAUAAA
Molecule: messenger RNA, 830 nt
Organism: Athalia rosae (coleseed sawfly)
Lineage: Eukaryota; Metazoa; Arthropoda; Insecta; Hymenoptera; Athaliidae
Gene: Pdrg1
Product: p53 and DNA damage-regulated protein 1
Exons: 3
Coding region: 160-555 (131 amino acids)
Source: RefSeq, a predicted model, not a curated record